AAUACGACUUAAGUACUUGAAUGUGUGGUCGUGUGGUUACUUUCACAUACUAGCUGGAUAUCAUAUGCUGAUAGAGACCGAGAGCUUACUGGUUACGUCGGGGCGCGACAGAGCUGAUAUAAAAGUCGCCAAUCAAUCUUUACGAGCUUUGGAAAAUAUACAAUCGUAAUACUACCGGACAGGAUCUUGGAUCGGAGUGCUACAAUUACUCCACUACCAUAAUUUUAAUCAUAGGCUAUUACAUUAGUUGUAGUCUUGCCUCCCAAUUUGUCUCCCGAGCGACGAGGUAAUAUCGUACAGCAGCAGCAGCACAUGCAGGGAUGAAUUCCCGAGAACAGCAGCUAGCCGAUUAUGAUUACAUGCUGAAGUUCGUUGCGCUAGGGGAUAGCGGAGUCGGCAAGACAAGUAUUCUCCUGAGAUUCACGGAUGAAACGUUCGAGUCGAGGUUCGGUGCCACCGUCGGUAUAGACUUCAAGGAGAAGAGGGUGAGCCGUGAUCGGAAACGCUUUAGUAUUCAGUUCUGGGACACAGCCGGACAAGAGAGGUUCCGUGGCGUGGCGACGGCGCUUUUCCGCAGUGCAAUGGGCUUCCUGCUGGUGUUCGACUUGACGAACAAGCAGUCGUUCGUGAACCUGCGCGACUGGCUGGAGCAGAUCAAGACGCACUCGUACACGCAGACGCCGCACAUUGUCAUUGUGGGCAACAAGCUAGACCUGGCGGCCAGGAGAACGGUGACGACGGCCGAGGCUGAGGAGAUGGCCGGUAAGCUGAACCUUCCCUACAUCGAGUGUAGCGCGUGCACAGGCAAGAAUGUGGAGCUGGCUGUGCACAAACUACUCGACAUCGUCAUGAAGACUAUCGAGACAACGGUGCCGACGCCAGGCGACAGUCAUCUUUGUCAGUUGAUACCGACUCCGGACCCGGAGAUCAGCCUGGAUCCGGAGGAGGUGAACACCGACCAGGACAGCUGUGCGUGCUGACAUGCGCCGGACCUAGUGAAUGGCAUGGCCGGUUACGAACACUCAGCCGCUCUCCAGCAACCAGCCAAAAUGCUAACUAACACUAGACAAAUUGGGGAGUUUUCCAAAGAUGAGACUGAGACCGGUCAGUCGGGUCUCAUACGAUAUGGAAAGACAUGACGGCGUGUUUGAGUGCUCGCCAUACACUACAAACCGUGUGUUCUCGUCAGAUCAGCUUUUUAUAUAAUAGUUCUAUACUGUUGUGCGCAGUACAUGACCGCAGCCGUGUUUCCAGCGGCAGGCACUUUCCUGAUGGAUUCCUCAAGCGACCAGAGUCUGCUUAACACUACGAGUACAACUUCACUCUACUUUUAACACUUUGAACCCGACUCCAUUCGCCCCAAAAACUCCAAAUUUUUAUCUUUUUACUGAACUAUUGAUUUUCACUACUGCUUCGCAUUCCAUGAAAAGACUAAUUUUUUAAAUAAUUACUAUGUGGUUGGUUCGCGUGAAAAUAUUUCAAAUAGUAUACUACAUCUGAUCCUGUUUUGAACACUAGGAGUGUAUGAGCUGUUUUAUUUGUUCCAAUUAAUUCAUAUGCGUGUAGUCCUGUCAUUGCUGGCACCAGAUGUGACUUUUCAAGUUAGACAGAAGACACUCAUCACAUCUCAGCAGCCAGUAAUACAAUACCUGGUAUGAAGAGUACUCAAUCUAGAGAAAUAUGCUUAUCUUCUCUUGA
Sycon ciliatum is the source of this 1698-nucleotide messenger RNA. Its product is annotated as ras-related protein Rab-27A-like. Bases 321 to 980 code for a protein of 219 amino acids. The transcript has 3 exons. NCBI's taxonomy places the organism in Eukaryota, Metazoa, Porifera, Calcarea, Leucosolenida, Sycettidae. Gene Ontology annotation, biological process: cilium assembly; protein secretion; endocytic recycling. Gene Ontology annotation, molecular function: GTPase activity; GTP binding. Gene Ontology annotation, cellular component: plasma membrane; endosome; dendritic spine. The record is from RefSeq and is a predicted model, not a curated record.